UCCCUGCUCCCAAUGUCCCCGCCGCCGCCGCCACCUCCUCCCCGUACCCGCCCCUCCCGAUCCAGUCCUCUCCCACCCACCGCCGACCUUGCCGUCCUCCUCACCCACCACCGCCGACCUCGUCCCUCCCUCCCCUCUCCGCAUCUUCCGGCCAACUCUACGCCCGAGGAGAUCGAGCGAGCGCCCGAGUGCGCCCGUCCUCGCAGCCUCCUCCCACGAUUCCCCGCGCCCGAGCCCCACGAGAGGAGCUCCUCCUGUGUUUUUGCACGCCGCCGCCGGCGACCACCAGCCACAGCUUGCCGGAGCCAGCAGAUGAGUGCCACCCUUCUUCUCUAUUCUCUUCUUCCCGUGCUCUCUUUCUUCCUCCUUUCUCUCUCUCACACAUCUCAAUUUCUCUCUCUGUCUCAAACAGUGCACUUCGCCGCCAUGGACGCUCGUGUCCCCGACCUUGCAGCGCGCCGCCCCGAUGCGAAGUCCCUCCUGGCCGUUCCUGCGCCGCUGGGCCGAAGCCUCGCCCAAGUCCAAGCGCCGCCCACGUUUGCCUCCUCGCCAUGGCCUCCCCUGCUUCGUCUGCUUCGCGGACAGAGCUCCGUCUCCGUCAACGUGUCCUCCCGCCGUCUCUGUUCGCUGUCGGGCUCAAUCGACUCCAGCAGCACCCCCACGGUGUCGCUCCGCUCGGCACCCGAGCUUGCAGUAGCAGCUCUCUUCUCCAGUGCGCCCACCAGCCAGGCCGUUCGUCUCCAGCUCUCCGCUCUGGCUCUGUAUUGCGUUGUUCAUUCAAUCAGGGAUCUAUUCCAAGGUCUCGGGUCCGCCCUCUCCAUGGAGAAAGGAGAUAUCUAUUCAUUUUGCAUUCUGAACAUGCUAGCAAAUAUGCAGGAGUAAACAAGUUCUUGCAUAGAUAUUGAAGUGUUUGUUCUGAAAAUGUACUGUCACCGAAGAUAUUGCGAGUGGUCUGACAAGAUAUUCUCAAUUUGCAAGUUUAGUUACUUUUCCAGUUAAUUAACUGGACAUCUUGGAGUAGUUAGAAAAUCAUGAAUUAUUUGCAGAAAUUCGUAGAAGUAUUGUACUCCAGUGUGCAUUACUUACAUAAACUUGCUUGCAAGCUUAUUUUCUGACUUUCAUAUUCUGAAACUGAAAAAGCUUAGUUAAAUUCUAUUAAGUUUCAGUAAUAUUCAGUGGAGUGGAGUGUUUACUGUAAAUUUUGAACAUCACAGUAAUUUCCCUUGCUGUUAACUGUUGUAGCAUUAGGAGUAGUUUUAUUGUAGUACUGCUUGAACUACUCCAAGCAUUUGGAGUACCGUAAAGCGAGUAAAUGGAGGGCGAGGAAUUUUUACUGCAAUGUAGGAUUGCACAGGGAGUUGUUAGUAGUAGAUGUUGAUGAUCAUAUCAGGAGAUGGAGGGUGAUACACACAGCCAUGGAGAGGAGCAGCAGCUCAAGGUCCUUUCUCCUCCACGCCACCUCUGCCCCUCUCUCGUUUUGAUUUGCUAUGUUGGGUUCCAAGAUUAGAAAUAUUUUUUGUUUCCAUCUUUAUCCAUGUGCUAUCAUUAACUCUGAGAAAAUGUUAUGUUUUUGCUGAUUAGUGGCAGUACAUCUUUGCUUUACUAUUCCUAGCAGCUGCAGUUCAUCUACCAUAAACAUGUUGUGUACAUUCUGAACCCCCAAACAUGACACAAGUGAUAUGUAUAUGCAGCAGGGAAUCGUCAACUUGUAUAGUUUGUUUACUGGAAUGUAACUUGUACAAUUUUUACUUGAAUAUGUUCAGUUAUGAAGUCGUGUAGUUGUUUUUUCUCAUCAGUUCUAAAUUGCAGUACAUUACUGAAUUGUUGAUGAUGCUGAAUGAAUCUAGCUUGUUGGGUUUAGUCUCUUGUUUAGAUGGAAUAGCACCCCAUCACUUGUUGUUGUUGUUGUUGUUGUUGUUGUUGUUGUUGUUGUUGUUGUUGUUGUUGUUGUUAUUCACCCUAUCCUUGCUGUUCUGUUUUCUUGUUGGCAGAUAUUUUGAGUAAAUUCAAGACGAAAGAUGUUCAAAGAAGCUCCAAGACAUUCUUAUAUAGCAAGUUAUGUAAUAAUAGCUGGGUUAUCUGGGAAUUUAAUGUAUCUUCUCUCUGUUUGUGAAUGAAAUAGUAAUUAUGUAUGUGAAUUAAUGUAUCUUCUCUCUGUUUGUGAAUUUCAUGUAUGUUUCAGAAUUACAA
This is a messenger RNA of Aegilops tauschii subsp. strangulata, 2190 nucleotides long. Lineage: Eukaryota; Viridiplantae; Streptophyta; Magnoliopsida; Poales; Poaceae. The record is from RefSeq and is a predicted model, not a curated record.